This is a messenger RNA of Lingula anatina, 2694 nucleotides long. RefSeq names its product serine/threonine-protein phosphatase PP1-alpha catalytic subunit. Gene Ontology annotation, molecular function: protein serine/threonine phosphatase activity. The record is from RefSeq and is a predicted model, not a curated record. Gene Ontology annotation, cellular component: nucleus; cytoplasm. Lineage: Eukaryota; Metazoa; Brachiopoda; Lingulata; Lingulida; Lingulidae.
AGCAGUUUCUGUAUAUUCAUCCGCCUUCGUAACGACCGCCAUUUUGACAAGGGUUGGUUUUAUUCGUGUAUUCUAUCCGCCAUCAUCAAAGAUUUACCAGCCCAAAGUCGGUAAAAAAAAUAAGGAACAACAUCAAACGUAUCCAAAGUUAUGGCGGAUGCAGACAAAUUAAAUAUAGACAGCAUAAUUGCACGACUUUUAGAAGUUCGAGGCUCCAGAUCUGGCAAAAAUGUUCAGCUGACAGAAAAUGAAAUCAGGGGCCUUUGCUUGAAAUCCAGAGAAAUAUUUCUCAGCCAACCAAUUCUGUUGGAGCUAGAAGCUCCAAUAAAGAUCUGUGGUGACAUUCAUGGCCAGUAUUAUGAUCUCCUACGUUUGUUUGAAUAUGGUGGUUUCCCACCAGAGAGCAACUACUUAUUCUUGGGAGACUAUGUAGACAGAGGCAAACAGUCACUAGAGACGAUAUGUUUGCUCUUAGCUUAUAAAAUCAAGUAUCCAGAGAAUUUCUUUCUCUUACGAGGGAACCAUGAGUGUGCAAGCAUUAACAGAAUAUAUGGUUUUUAUGAUGAAUGUAAAAGGCGGUACAAUAUUAAGUUGUGGAAAACAUUUACAGACUGCUUCAAUUGUCUGCCCAUUGCUGCAAUCAUUGAUGAGAAAAUAUUCUGCUGCCAUGGUGGUUUAAGUCCAGAUCUGCAAUCCAUGGAACAGAUCCGCCGUAUCAUGCGGCCCACAGAUGUGCCAGACCAGGGCUUGCUGUGUGAUCUGCUCUGGUCAGACCCAGACAAGGAGACAAUGGGCUGGGGAGAGAACGACAGAGGAGUUUCCUUCACAUUUGGAGCAGAAGUGGUUGCCAAAUUUCUUCACAAACAUGAUUUGGAUUUGAUAUGUAGGGCGCAUCAGGUUGUGGAAGAUGGAUAUGAAUUCUUUGCAAAGAGGCAGCUAGUCACAUUAUUUUCUGCCCCAAACUAUUGCGGGGAAUUCGAUAACGCUGGUGCUAUGAUGAGUGUGGAUGAGACACUUAUGUGUUCGUUUCAGAUUCUAAAGCCUGCUGAUAAGAAGAAAUUUACCUAUGGAGGACUUAAUGCUGGGCGUCCUGUCACCCCUCCUAGGAACCAAGGAAAGAAGAAAUGAUAGGUUGUUUUGGCAGUGAUUGCAGUUGCAGUGACAAUUUUCUAGACAGAUAUAUUUAUCCAAUUCAUCCAUCAUAACACAGUCAUUAGCAGACGAAGAGAACAGUGUUGUCUAUUUCUCCUGUGCUAUAGAGGACGUCAUGCCACAAUUACAAGAAGAUAUAAAAACUUGACGAUAUAUUAAACAAUUAAAACACUUAAGGCUUAACAAAAAAAGAAAAAACACAAGAAACAUGUUGUUGUACAAAGUAGCAUAUUACUGUAUUCUAUGUAAAUUAAAAAUACAAACUGUCCAUCUAAAAUUAGUCACAAGGGGUACAGGAUGUGGUUCAUAAUAAUAGCCGGCCUCCAUGGAAACGGUCCAGUCUGAGGUGGCUCAAAGCCAAUCGAAACAUCAAAUGUUGCAGUGACAAUACAAAAAGAUGGCUAGAUUAUUAUUCAUCAUCUGUUGCCAUUGACACGAGCAUUGCAAAGUAUGUGUAGUAUAGUGGGUAUGUUUCAUUAGUGAUGUAAAUUUCGGUAAUGCUCUGUGGCAUUUGCAACAGACCAGUGAUUUUAUUGCAAUUCAGAAUCUGCCAUUGAUUGUUCAAAGAUACUUGGCAUAUUCCACAUCUUUGUAGCCAAAUCCAAACCACAUUGCCUAUGUAUAUAUAUAUAAAUAAAUAUAACAAACCAAAUAUGAAUGCUAAAGAGAAAUGGGGUUGUGCUAAGACGUUAAGUUGAUGUCUGCUCAGUACAAUACUCUCCUUUGAGUAACCAGUACCAAAUGUUUUUAGUGCUGGCAAGACUUCAUCUUUGUGUUGGAGGAAUAUUUAUCACAUUCUAAUACUUAAAAGAAUUAUGACAAGAACUAGACCAGUGUUAAUCACCCAGGGAACUUUCUGUAAAUGUGCUGUAAAGGUUCUUAAAAUGCUUAUUAUCUAAACUUGGUGCACUCAUAUGGGCACACCAUGUUGAGAAUUUUAAUUUUGUGCACAGCUGUGGAAAUGGUCUAAUUGAAAGCAUUAAACUAGGGAGUCACAUGGAGAGAUUUGUUUUAAAAUGGGUAUCAAAAAAGUAACAUUUAUCCACAUAAGAUACUCGGGAUCUUUGCGAGUUUCUCUGUUGAUUCUCAUACAUUGUGCAGCAAGGUUCUGCUGAAAAUUCAUAGCCUGUGCAUUUCAUAAAAGCAAGUCCAAAUAUUUUUGUCUUCUACUUGGUUGAUUUAUACAAACUGUUCAUGAGGUCAUUCUGUUAAAUGUAGGUGAACUCUCAAGAAACCUUAUCUUUGUGAAGUCAUUCUGCACAUAGUUAAUAUGGUGACACUUGGUGUCUCUGAUACUCAAGUGGCAAUCUCUUUAUAAUGAUAAUAAUAAUAAUAAUAAUAUGCAGUGCUACUUUUGAUAGAUCGGUUUCUUCAGAUGGUCUCAUCUUAGUCCAGGUUUCAUGUGUACCCUCAGGUGAUAAGUUUUAUAAAUCUGUGAAGUAGGAAGCACUGAAUUUCAUCAGUUUCAUUAAUUUGUAUUUAUGACAAUAAGUUGACUCUGAAGUGUAAAACAAUAAUUGAAUAAAGAGUAUGAAUUUUUUA